CAUUCAAUGUCGAGCCCCUAUCGAACAUUUCACUAUCUCCUCUCGUCUUGCCUUGCCGCUGCUCUGCCCCGUGCUCCCCGUCCAAUCCACACAUCGUCCAUUAUUCCAAUUCCAAUCCCAAUUCCAAUCGAUUUCAUCCCUCGCAGCCCAAUCUGUUCUAUGUUCCCCGUCUCAGAUCUCAAUCCUCAGUAUCUAUCUAUUCGCCUCACAUAACAUAGUCCUCCGUCCUCGUUUCAACCCCUUUGUUUAGCCCCUGUUUGUUUACAACCGUUGUCUUUUUCAUAUAUUCUUUCAUUUUUUGUUGCCUUGUUUGCCUGCCUGCCCUGCCGGUUCCCCGUUUGCUCGCUCUCGUUUUUCACCCACCCACACUUCAUUUCUAGCCGUUCGUUUAGCGCUCCUGGUUUCACCCCCCUUUGCUUUUGACAGUUCAUUUUAUUUAUGCAUGGUGAGAUCGAGGGCGUUCAGUCCUUAGCUUGCUUCUUCCAACCCUUUUCCUUUUUUCUUUCCUUUUCCGUUCACGAUCCACGAUCCGUCAUCACAUCAC
Messenger RNA from Stereum hirsutum FP-91666 SS1, 544 nucleotides. RefSeq lists its product as uncharacterized. NCBI's taxonomy places the organism in Eukaryota, Fungi, Basidiomycota, Agaricomycetes, Russulales, Stereaceae. The annotation marks the transcript as partial. The record is from RefSeq and is a predicted model, not a curated record. The transcript has a single exon.